CCAUUCACCAAAAUUGUAAUAGAAGGGUGUGAUUGUUAUGAAAUACGAACAGUGCCUUCCAUAAUUACAUUAAAGAAAGGAGAAGUUUGUGAGUUUGAGAUAUUCAUUAAGCUGUUGUGCUUGUGUAAAAUAGACGAACACUUUGUAGUUAUCUAUCUUAACCUAUGGCGCUUGUUUUAUUCCAAACCACAUAUGCAUGGUCACAGAAUUUGCUUUGUAUGGACGUUUACAGGACUUGAUGAAACACAAAAAGUCUAA
Molecule: messenger RNA, 258 nt
Organism: Entamoeba invadens IP1
Lineage: Eukaryota; Evosea; Mastigamoebida; Endamoebidae
Exons: 2
Source: RefSeq, a predicted model, not a curated record